AAAUAGGCUACUUAAAUAUGCCUACACGUAAUGUUCCUACAGAAAAUAAACCAGAAAACUGUCUGUAUCGUCUCCACAGACACACUCUCAUAACAUUGAUAUGCUAUGGUUUAUUUAUAUUUAAAAGACUGUACAAAUAAAAAAAAAAAAACAUUUGCACACCACAGUUCCCAAAGUAAUACAGAAAAAAGAAACAUAAAUAAUCAUACAAAGUAUAAUUUAGAAAAUAAUAAGAAAUAAUUCACCAAUUAGUUCCUGUUGGCUACUUAUUUGAGUAUUCAAUAAGGAUUCUAGUGCUAUAGAAAGCGGUUUGUUUUUCAUCUUAAAGUUAGAAUAGGUUCUCUGUCUUCGUCUUUCAUUGGUGUUUGCUUCUUUAUAGUUAAAUAUAGUUAUUAAAUAGUUAUGCAUAGGCUACGGGGCUUGCUUAACACCUGAUUAUAGCAAAUGGCUUAUUUUGAUAGUUAAAAUACAAUUAAUGAAAACUAAUAGUAAUUAAAUUAAGAACUUUAUCUUUUGUUUUCUACCUUUCUGAUGUGUUUUCUGUAAUAAUCGUUUGCCUUUUAUAAUAUAAUAUUAAAACCAUGGAGGUAGUAAUGCUGAUGUGUUACCGACAGAGGGUGACACACUCCAACACUGUUGGAAACCGGAAGUAAACACUUUUCGUCAGCACCGGUUCAGUGUUUUGCUGAAAUCUUAUCGUGAAGCAACAAUCCCGACAUGUUCAAGUGGCCGAGACCUUUUAAAUGAAUGCAAACAUCUAAUUUGGAGUAAAUUGAGGCUGGGCUGAAACGUACUGCGCUUCAUAAACGGCGGUCACCUGACCGCGGGUCAGCUGACCUCAAAGUCCGCCUGGUUCCUCUCUGCAGCAGACCCGACCAUGAAGAAGAACAAAGCCAAGGCGAGCGGUGCGGUGGAGCGGGACCUUGUGUUUGGGUUCAAGGCGGGCCAGCACCAGUGUGAGCUGAAGGUUCCUCUCCAGUUCCCCGUGAAGGACAACGUCAGCGACCUGCAUGGCCGCCUGAUGCUGCUGCACAAGAUUCCCUGCUUCGUGGAGGACGAGCUCCGGAGUUCGCUGUCGUCCUUCGUGGAGACAAACAGCAUCCGGGACUACGACCGGGAGGCGGAGCUAGCCCUGAGUCGACUGAGCUCCGGGGACACUGACAUCAACGGCCUCACCAACGCCUGGGCCAAGGCCUACGCCGAGACGUCCCUGGAGCACGCGCGCCCCGAGGAGGCCAGCUGGGACGAGGACUUUGCGGAGGUGUACCACGAGCUGAUCCACUCGCCCGCCUCGGAGACGCUGCUCAACCUGGAGCACAACUACUGCCUCAGCAUCGCCGAGCUCAUCGGGGAGAGGGACAUGGAGCUGAAGCAGCUGCAGGAGAGACAGGCCUCAGAGAUGACCAGUGUGAUGCAGGAGCUGGGAAACACUCUGAGCGACCAGGACGUCAACACCGUCGCCUCGCAGCACUUUGAAGCUCGGCAGGUGCUGGAGAACCGCUGGGCCAGCGAGCUGAAGCACAUGUCAGAGAUCCAGAAGAAGGAGUACCAGGAGUGGGUCAUCAAGCUGCACCGCGACCUGCAGAGGGCCUCCAACAGCAGCAAGAUCAAUGAGGAGAUCAUGAUGCAGCCCAGCCAGAUGGAGGACUCUGAGGCCGGGGCGCCUCUGUACGAAGAGCAGCCUCUUCUGGAGGAGAGCUUCACCAUCCACCUAGGAGCCCAGCUGAAGACGAUGCACAACCUCCGUCUCCUGCGCGCUGACGUCCUGGACUUCUGUAAGCACGGGCGCCACGGCCGGGGCGGGGCCAAGCUGCGGCGGCUGCAGACGGCGCUGUCGCUGUACUCCUCCUCGCUGUGCGGCCUGGUGCUGCUGGUCGACAACAGGGUCAACUCCUACAGCGGCAUCAAGAGAGACUUCGCCACGGUGGCGGUGGAGUGCACAGACUUCCACUUCCCUCGGGUAGAGGAGCAGCUGGAGGUGGUGCAGCAGGUGGCGCUGUACGCCCGCGCCCAGCGCAGCAGCAAGCAGAGGGAAAACCCAGGUGGAAACACCACCGCUAAGGUCAAGAGGAACGGCGCCGAGGACAAGAACAAACAUCUGGAGCGGAACCCUUCCAACAUCGUACCAGGUGAGUUCUACAUCUCCCGCCACUCCAACCUGUCGGAGGUGCACGUGGUGUUCCACCUGUGUGUGGACGACCACGUGCGCCUGGGCAACAUCACAGCCCGGGACCCCGCCAUCAUGGGCCUGAGGAACCUUCUGAAGGUCUGCUGCACCCACGACAUCACCACCAUCACCAUCCCCCUGCUGCUGGCCCACAGCAUGUCAGAGGAGAUGACCAUCCCAUGGUGUCUGAAGAGAGCCGAGUUGGUCUUCAAGUGUGUCAAAGGCUUCAUGAUGGAGAUGGUCUCGUGGGACGGUGGGAUCUCCCGCACCGUCCAGUUCCUGGUGCCCAAGACCAUCUCUGAUGAGAUGUUCUACCAGCUCAGCAACAUGCUGCCUCAGAUCUUCAGAGUGUCCUCCCCCCUGACGCUCACCUCCAAGCACUGAGGAACCAACAAUCCCCGGAGGAACCACCACCCAACACCACCUCUGGAGGAACCACCACCCAGCACCACCUCUAGAGGAACCACCACCCAACACCACCUCUGGAGGAAUCACCACCCAACGCCACCUCUAGAGGAACCAACACCCAACACCACCUCGAGAGGAACCAACACCACCUCUAGAGGAACCAACACCCAACACCACCUCUGGAGGAACCACCACCCAACACCACCUCGAGAGGAACCAA
Gadus morhua (Atlantic cod) is the source of this 2795-nucleotide messenger RNA. RefSeq names its product FERRY endosomal RAB5 effector complex subunit 3 (gene ferry3). NCBI's taxonomy places the organism in Eukaryota, Metazoa, Chordata, Actinopteri, Gadiformes, Gadidae. Gene Ontology annotation, biological process: regulation of mast cell degranulation. Gene Ontology annotation, cellular component: cytoplasm. The record is from RefSeq and is a predicted model, not a curated record. Bases 878 to 2551 code for a protein of 557 amino acids. The transcript is spliced from 14 exons.